Molecule: messenger RNA, 4063 nt
Organism: Amoebophrya sp. A120
Lineage: Eukaryota; Dinophyceae; Syndiniales; Amoebophryaceae
Source: the annotation of a GenBank genome assembly
AGAGACCUUUUUUUUCCAUAUUUCAAGCGACCAAUAGUUCGACCCGUUUGUAAAUACUUAUGAUUCUUUUUCCCAUGUUCAUACCAAAAUUUUCCGUUUGAACAACGAGAUAGCGACCGAGCCCAUUGCCUCGCAGUAGCGCUUCGCUUUGACUGAAUUUAUUUUGAUUUUCAUCCAUUCCUUUCAUACAUUCCCGCAUGAAAUAAAUUCUCAAUUGUACUAGGUAACAAGUAAGAUACAACUCAAGUGAAGAACCAAACUUCCGCAUUUUUACAUCUUCCGUUCGAUACAUUCUCUGGAAAACGGCACACACACACGUCCAUGUCGUACGAGACCUCCUUCUUUGAAAAAGUUGCCUCCUAAAAUGACGCUGUUCGCCGCGACAGCGUCAUCGGUGCUUUCUUUGACUACUUUUACGAGAAAUUCUAGAACCCCCGCGGCCACCAUGGGAGCAGCAGCUGCCCCACGCGGCGCGGGACAGCACUCGAGCAGAGCGGCGAUUUUCAGCAGCUCGCUAUGCUUCCUGCUUCACCUUUUCGCAACCGUCAGAUCCCAGCUCGUCGGUCCCGGCGGCAUGGUACCCUACGGGUCUGGCGGGGGCGGGAGACGGGUCAGCUACGGGGUGGUGCGAGACGCCAGCAAGGGGUUUUUCGUGGGCGGGUCCGCUAUUGAAGACCUGAAUGGCGUGUACGAGCGGGUCGGCGGGUUGCCGCGAAACUCGAAACACGUGGGAAUUCACUACAAGGACGGCUCGUUGACCUACUUGAACGAAGCGACUGGUUGGUUCAUGGCCAUGGUCGACGCCAGUCCAGACGAUGGGCAGGACCCGGGAGUAGAUCCCAUGACGGGGGAGCCGAAGCGAAAGGUAAUGUAUUGAUUCACACGACCUGGCGGGUUUUGCUUUUGACAUACAUCAUUUGUGUUACUGGUUCUUGCGGAAACGCGUUUGUCAUGGAUGAACUGCCAAUCCCGACAAUGAAAAUCUCUAAUCACAGAUCGCCAGCCGCACCGAGUGGGUCUUCAUUGAUGAGAACGGCAAAGACCGUUUCUGGCACGAAGGUGAAACCAUUCUCCCGGGCAGCGGCACCUCCUGGAAACACAAGCCAGCGAAGAGUGCCGGAGAGCGUGGCGCAUUGUACUGAUUCAUUUUUGGCUUCAACAGUUUUAUGAUUGUGUGCGCGGAAAAUUCAUUCUGAUGUGGACAAGUAUAAAAUUUGCGUAGUUGUUGAGUUUGGUUCCUUUCCUGUCGUGAAGCUGCAGCAUCUUCCACACUCAAAAACAGCGCCGACAUUUUCGACGACAUCUUUCCUGUGGCCACUGCCGAGGACAACUUCGUCGAUCUGGACGAGCUCCCAUGGCAGGUCAUCGGCGUAAUGGACCCCGAUAUGCUGCACCGACUGAAAUACCACAAGCGGUACCACCAGCACACGAUCAAGCGCGCGCUUUCCGGUGGGGAUUUGCCGCAGCUUGCGGGCCACUCCGGCAACGGCUUUGUUUCCUUCGAUAUCGAGAUGCCAAAGGUUUUGGAAAAAUACUUCGAUGUCAGGAACAUCUUCCGCGUUACGGAUAACAGCAAUUUUGGCGAGAACGGGGAACUGCUUGAACAAUCCGCGCAACAACUACAACAGCCGAAAGAAGUCGACGAGGUCUUGACAAAGAAGAUCGAGAUCGACGAGUCCCUCCACGUCUUCACGAAGGCGAACGUGGAGGUUUUGGAAAAGGUUCGGGAUUUGAUCCUGAAAAUUCGCACCGAGAUCCAGGAAAAGCCGACGAGCUUUUACGAGGACGUGAAUGAUAUUUUGGAGCAGUUUCUGAAAGAUAACGAGGGUGUGCUUCAGUUCGAAGCCAACCGGAACCGGUUGAUUCUCUACGCCUGGAUUGAAGCCGGGAUUUUGAAACUGCAGUCCUUCUUCCUGCGCAGGGUCAACAGCUUGACCGAUCCGGCAAAGUUGUCCAAAGAGGCGAAGGGAAAGGUCGAAAAGGCACUCGCGAUGUUUCCGCGAUGGAAUGCGGGGCUGUUGGAAAACGCAAUGGUGCAAUUCGACUUGGGAGAACCGGGGAGGGCAAGGGUAAGUACUAAAUUAGAGCGUAAAUCAUGACACGGUUUAUUUGUUGUCCUGCUUGAGGUCGUGCUAAUUUUCGCACUGCGGGUAGUUUUGGUCCUGUGUAAAAAUCGUAAAUCCGUACUGUCUACUCGCGCUGUCUACUUUCCUUCUACGGCUUCAUCAAAAAGUACUUUUCAAAAACAGCACUUCCUGGAGCAGAUUCUGCGUUCCAACCGCAAGUACCCCGAGCUGUUUUCCUGGCUUUUGAUCGCCCACACGCACGACAAGCGGCAGUGGGAGGCGCAGGUGGAGUACCCGGCGCCGAAAUUUGGCGGGCUGUUGACGGACGAAAAGGAGAAGUCCAAUUUUGACGACGAAAAGUCGUCGGAUUCCAGUCGCGGGUCCUCAGGCAACAAACUGAAGAAAAUCGAGAACCCGCAGCAGUUUCUUCGGGAGAAAUCCAACUACUACCGCUUGCUCGCCGUCCCGGUCGAUUUACUGUCCCCCGUGGAGGAUGAGUUCCUGAAGAAGCAGUACCGACAGCUCUCCAAGGCGACCCACCCGGACAAACACGGAAUCGAGUACAAGGAGCUGUUCCAAAAAAUCGCGAAGGGGUACGAGACCCUGCAGUCCACGCAGAAGCGCCCGGAGUACGACGACGGGCAGGAUUUGAGCGAUUUGAAAGCGCAGCACCAAGUCGAAGACGAAGACGGGCACAAAACGAAAACUCUCAAGGAAGAAGUGUCCGAGAAUUACUUCCCAGAGAAGUAUUGGAUGUUUGAAGCUGUUUUUAUGGACUUUUUGGAUUGCGCAUGGAUCAUGCGCUACAUUAUAAAUGAAAAUAUGGUUUUGUAGUUUGCAUGAAAUGAUCUGUAAACUGCAGCAGGACUCCUGCAGUGCUACUUACCACCCUUCCCUUUCGCAAUACAGGCACGGUUUUCACCCCUUCGGCGACCCCUUUGAGAGGAAAAAACACGAGGGGUACGGCGACAGUUACACGGGGUACAAGAAAACCAAAAACCCCGAGGAGUACACGGAGAAGACUCCGGUCAGGUACGCCUUCCCGCUGUUUCAAACCGGCGGAAACGACAAUCCCGACCUGGAAAGACGGGCGGAGUUGUAAGAACACGGCGUGGCAUUGGCAUAAUAUUUUUGACGAUGAGUAUUGGUUCCUGCUCGUCGUCGUGUUUUUCUUUUUUACGCCGGCUCUGGUGUCGUACCUUCAAAUCUUACCUUCACCAACGCAGGCUCUCUCAUACGUCUCUCUCCAGCGAACCACUAUUUUGAGAGCCGUUGUAUCAACAUCAUGUAUGUAUUCAUUGUAAGUAUCUGUCUAUCUGUCAGUAUGUAAAUUUCCAACACGAACAUCAAUUUUCCAACGCACAACGCGCGCGACUUUUUUGUAUACGAGUGUUACUUCUCAUCUUUAUUUCGCGCAGCGAAACCAGGGCAAGGAACAAAGAACUUUCCUCAACGCAGAUCGGAGAUUGCUACCUCCAGGGGAGACGGUGAAAAUAGCCUGCUCUUCCUUGUGGAACGACAGGAAAAAUUUCUACUAAACGACAGAAAAAAUUUCUACUAGCUGUGAAUAUUAAUCGUAGGAGGACAAUCAGGUGUAAAAUUUUGUCUCGGCAAAUUGUUCCGACUACAAGUUAUAUUUUAGGCUGUACAAGGGGUUGCUGUUUUCUUUUAUCCUCGUUCAAAUGCUUACUUCAUCGAGCUUGGGUUUGUUUAAAUGAUUUUCCACGAAAAGAGCAACAACUACAACUACAAAUGUUUCGGACGAUGAAAUAAUCCAGAGUGUAUGUAGAGAAAUUAUAUCAAGGUCCUACAAGUUUUGUGAAACGUGCAGAAACUGCACUUUCUCUUUCGUCUGUUCGUGGUUUUUCACUGCUUUUCGCGUUGUUUCCAACUCUCGAUCCCAAAGGGAAUAAACAGGUCGCGUCUUUAAAAGUAUCUAUUGUGUGGACAUUUUUAAUAUUUUUUGCAUUGAGAUGACACUGUACUUUCACUUUGCU